Messenger RNA from Pseudophryne corroboree (corroboree frog), 2045 nucleotides. RefSeq names its product interferon alpha/beta receptor 2-like. Gene Ontology annotation, cellular component: plasma membrane. The transcript has 8 exons. Gene Ontology annotation, biological process: cytokine-mediated signaling pathway. Gene Ontology annotation, molecular function: protein binding; cytokine receptor activity. NCBI's taxonomy places the organism in Eukaryota, Metazoa, Chordata, Amphibia, Anura, Myobatrachidae. The coding region runs from base 278 to 1783 and encodes 501 amino acids. The record is from RefSeq and is a predicted model, not a curated record.
AAAGAGAAAGUAACGGCAUCAUUACUAGCAGCAAGUUCCUGAGGCUGAACCAGGGGUGCCACUGGGAGUAGAGGAACUAUCCCGCUGGCCUAGCUCCUCCCCCCUUGCGUCGUAACUCCUCCCCCUUACGGAAAAGUUCCCUAGCCCACUUGAUUCUAGCAUCUACCGUGCCACUGGCCGGCUGCCUGCACAGGAGGAGGCUGGGCGCUGGGAACGGGACUGACCGGGGAGUACCAAGCAGGUUUAUGUGUGUGACCCGGAAAAUGCCUCAUCUGCCAUGACGUUGCUGCGUGCUAUCCUGUACACCUGCCAUGCCACUUUAUUGGUUUCAGCCGUUCUGCAACCUCCGAAGAACAUCAAACUGUUAUCUGAGAAUUUUAAGCAUAUCUUGACCUGGGAGGACCCAAACAAUGUGUCCGCCGUCUACUACAGCGUGGAAUACAGUCAUAAUCACCAGAAAUUUGUUAGCACUGGAAAUUGCUCCAAUAUUACGGUUCGGCACUGUGACCUGACCAAGGAUUUCACAGACUUACGUGGACGUUAUGCAGUGCUGGUCAAAAGUUUCACAAAUCAGAGUACUUCAGAGGGCUACCUACCCACAAUGUUUAGUCCAAAUAGUAACACCAUUCUCGGUCCACCAAUAGUGGACGUUGUUCCUUGUGACCAUUGUCUCAGAGUUUCCAUCCAGCCCCCGGUGUCUUAUCUGUGGAGUGAAGAACAACAGCGAAAUGUUACCAUGCUGUCUGAUGAUGUCUACCCAAUACUGGACUACACAAUACAGUUGAAGAAUUCCCAAACGCAGGUUGUCAGCAUUGAUGUAGAGUUUGGUAGAGAAAACAACACGAUUAUUUCAAAUCUGCUGCCCAGAGCCAAUUACUGCGUGUCGGUAACUGUGGCUACAGCUAUAAAUCUCACGCCUUCCAUACCAUCUGCACCCAAAUGUGUCAUCACGGGGCCAAACCAUUCUAAUGAGCACAACACACUCCUUAUAGUAGUCUCUGUGGUCUGUGCUGUCAUCCUAUUGGUCACUUUAUUGCUUAUCUUAUUUGGACUGGACAGAACGGGAUAUAUCUUCAAGGGGAAGAAUUACAUUCCAAAAGUCCUGAAAUCCAUCCCGGCAUCACCAAGUGCGUUUAGUGGAAGCAAUGACUUUGGUUGGUCGACACGCAUCGUCCCCGUGGAGAUCAUGGAGAAAAAAAUUGAGGUGGAGGACAUCAAGGAUAAAGAGAAAUCCUGCGGGGAAGGCUACGCAAGCAGAAAGCCGUUCCUGACCAAGUCCGUCAGUGGCACGGGCAGUGGUGAUCAGCCGCCCUCGGCUACGUCUUCAUCUGAAGAAUCCAGCGGGCCACCUAGUGACUCUUCUGAAGAAGACACUUCUGCGCAGCUUUCAGCAGGCCUGGACAUCUCUUCUGCAGUAUCAGAAGGCAGCUGCUCUUCCAGUACGCCUUUGCCAGUAAAUGCAUUGAAUAAGACUUCAAGCUCCCUGUUCAGCAACAGUGGAGUUUUUGACAUCAAUUUAAACUCUGUAGCCAUAGCGGAUCCGGAGGAUGCCUGGACAGGCUUACAAGGGGCUCCAAAGGCGGAGCCAGUGGUUUUAAUGAGUCCACAGCUAGCUGGGAUUACAUUGGACACAGAAAACUGUAGAGAUUUCCCCUGUGACAUAAGUAUUGAUGAACUAAGAAUGCCUAGAUUUGAGGGCGGAUGCAGUGAGGAAGAAGAGGAGGACAGUAACUCAAAUGAUGGUUCUGAUGAACACCUUUCCUCUGGGUACAUGAGGAGGUAACCGGACAUUGUAUGUUUUUUAUGACCACUGUUCCUUUUUGGCAGUCGGUUGUUUUUUUUUCUUUUCUUAAUGUGAAAAUAUGGGGACAUCCUGUAUUAUCAGGUCAAUACGUAACCUGUUUGUAUAUACAACCACAUGUUUACAAAAUAAUGGAACCAUUGUUACUAAGCUUCACCAAUUAUGAUAGCACAACCAUAUUAUAACCUGUUCUUAUGCUGCUCGUUAUGUUCUCCAAUUUUAAAGUAAAAUCAUUUGAAACGUA